AUUGACUGGUAAAGUAUGGCCAGGGAUUACUACCUUCCCUGACUUCUUUCAUCCAAAAGCUAACCAGUAUUGGGAAAAUAAUAUUCAAAGCUUUCGUACCAAUUACUUCCCAGUUGAUGGUUUGUGGAUAGACAUGAAUGAAAUUAGUAACUUUUGCAAUGGAGAGUGCUCAUCUGACGAUGACUCAGCGACAAUACAGCAAGCUCCAAAACCCACUAUCCCAUACAAUGGCUUUGAUCCUAACUCUCCUCCAUAUCAGAUUGACAAUCAAGGGAAUAGAGUAGCGCUCAAUGUAAAGACCAUUUCAACGGAUGCAGUUCAUUAUGGAGGAGUACUGGAAUAUAAUACUCACAAUUUGUUUGGUUUAACUGAGUCAAUAGCUACUAACUUAGCACUGGAAGACAUAAGGAAAGCUCGGAGUCUCGUUAUCAGCAGGUCCACAUUCCCAGGUUCUGGGUCUCAUGCUGGACAUUGGACAGGUGACAAUCAUGCUGAUUGGGAGAACAUCUACACUAGCAUCCCUGAUGUACUCAACUUCCAGAUGUUUGGGAUUCCACUUAUAGGAGCUGAUAUCUGUGGAUUCGCAGGCAGCACUAACGAGGAAUUGUGCGGUAGGUGGAUGCAGUUAGGAGCAUUCUAUCCUUUCUCUCGUAAUCACAAUGCAAUUGGAGAUGAUCCACAA
Molecule: messenger RNA, 682 nt
Organism: Amphimedon queenslandica
Lineage: Eukaryota; Metazoa; Porifera; Demospongiae; Haplosclerida; Niphatidae
Product: probable alpha-glucosidase Os06g0675700
Exons: 5
Biological process (GO): carbohydrate metabolic process
Molecular function (GO): alpha-1,4-glucosidase activity
Source: RefSeq, a predicted model, not a curated record